This is a messenger RNA of Eucalyptus grandis, 923 nucleotides long. Its product is annotated as protein PAM71-homolog, chloroplastic-like. Gene Ontology annotation, biological process: Golgi calcium ion homeostasis; manganese ion transmembrane transport; calcium ion transmembrane transport. NCBI's taxonomy places the organism in Eukaryota, Viridiplantae, Streptophyta, Magnoliopsida, Myrtales, Myrtaceae. The record is from RefSeq and is a predicted model, not a curated record. Gene Ontology annotation, molecular function: calcium ion transmembrane transporter activity; manganese ion transmembrane transporter activity. Gene Ontology annotation, cellular component: chloroplast; Golgi apparatus.
AUGGAGAGGAUUAUCAAGAAGGAAACAAACAUGCAGCACAUUCCAGCGCAAGCAUCCAAUGUGAGUAUUGGAUCGGGGUACGAAGGUAGGGAUGAAAAUGAAAAUCAGAAUGCCUUGGGAGAGAAUCCACCUGGAAGCAGUUCAUCAACAAUCAAGAAGAUACCUGGCCAAAUUCCUUAUCCUCUCUCUGUUGCUUUGGUUCUCUUUGGAUGCACUUUGGUAUUUUCAUUAAUUGCGUUUGUCAAGGGUGGACCUUCAUCACUAUUAGCUGCGAUCGCAAAGUCAGGCUUCACAGCUGCAUUCGCAUUAAUAUUUGUUUCUGAGAUCGGGGAUAAGACAUUCUUCAUUGCUGCACUAUUGGCCAUGCAAUACAAAAAGGGACUGGUUCUUUUAGGAUCAAUGGGUGCUCUUUCAUUAAUGACAAUCCUGUCUGUUGUGAUUGGAAAGAUAUUUCAGUCAGUACCUGCUCAGUUCCAGACUACCUUACCAAUUGGGGAAUAUGCUGCUGUGACUUUGCUUAUAUUCUUUGGUCUCAAAUCAAUAAAAGAUGCAUAUAUUCCGUCAAAUGUAGAUAAGAGUGGAGAGAAGAGCAGUCCUGAACUAGAUGAAUGUCAAGCUGAAGAGCUUGUAAAAGAAAAGGUCUCCAAACGGCUUUCAAAUCCUCUUGAGAUUGUCUGGAAGUCCUUCAGCCUCGUAUUCUUUGCUGAAUGGGGAGAUCGGUCAAUGCUUGCUACAAUAGCCCUCAGCAGCACAGUCCCCAUGGGGUGUUGGGUGAGUGGAGCUAUUGUUGGACACCUUGUGGCGACGUCUAUUGCGAUUCUUGGGGGUGCAUUUCUAGCCAACUACAUAUCUGAGAAGCUUGUUGGCUAUUUGGGUGGAGUGCUGUUUCUUGUUUGCAGUAGCGACAUUCUUUGAGUUUUCUA